Molecule: messenger RNA, 1818 nt
Organism: Zingiber officinale
Lineage: Eukaryota; Viridiplantae; Streptophyta; Magnoliopsida; Zingiberales; Zingiberaceae
Exons: 3
Coding region: 141-1544 (467 amino acids)
Cellular component (GO): cytosol
Source: RefSeq, a predicted model, not a curated record
CCUUGUUGCUAGCGCCUCUCAUCUCUUCGACUAUAAAAACUCGCGUUUGCUUAACCGUUGCCUUGAAGAAUCGUUCUACUCCGAGGCGAGCGUCGAAUAUCAAGCGUCGGCGAUUGCGGGCGACGAGGAGGCACACGGCCAUGGCGACCUACCUCGGCGACCAGGAAGACACCGUCGAAACCCUAGAAUACCUCCUCCAAAUCAGCAAGAGCAUGGCCGGCCGCGACCGCCUCAACGCCGACGAAGGAAUCCUACCCGGCGUCCUCCGCCGCCUUUCCUCAUCUCCUGAGCCGCUCCUUUUGCCUCGCCUUUUACUCGUCCGAAACCUCUGCUACGGCGACUGCGCCAACCAGGAAGUCUUCCUCUCUGCCGGUGGCCUCGAUCGGGUCGCUUCCGCCCUCAUCGGUCAGGCCUCCAUCAGCUUGGAUGCCGUUCGGACGGUGCUUCAGAUCCUGGCCAACUUCGUUGCCAGUGACGAGGCAAACAAGGAAGCGGUGUGGGCUCGGUUCUUCCCCCUCUGGUUUAACGAGUUGUCUAGGUCGAGGGACGCUGCCAUUCACAAUACCCUCUGCAGGGUUUUGCUCGCCUGCUGUACUGAAGGGGAAUGGCGCCGGAGGCUGAGCGAGCUUCUCGAGAUCGAGAGGGGAUUACCAAUUCUACUGAACAUUGUCGCCACCAUGCUCCGAGUUAUUCAGAACGAAGCGCCCGCGCCAUUCUACUUUCUCCUAGGAAAAGCUUGUGUCCAGGAAGCAUAUUUUACCAUUGUGUUUCAGGCCUUGAGCUCGAAUAAUUUCAUGGACAUUGGGAGGUGUGGUGUUAACUUCACUGAAGAGCAAAUAUUCCUUCUUCAAAUACUAUCAGAUUGCUUGCACACCUUUCCUCGACAUCUUGAAACCGUUUCUAAAAAUUUUGCACUUGGUCUUCUUAAAAUUUUGAUAGAAGCUUACAGGGUUAUCAGUGAUAGAUCCCUAAAUGAAUCUAAUUCCAAGUCUGGUCCUGCAAAUAAAGCCCUACAUUUCUCACUCCUGAUCUUGAGGGACAUGUUCUCUUGGAAACAAAGUGUAACAGCAACUGAGGACCCUGCUGACUCAUUUCAGUGCGAAGAUCUGGUAGAGCUUCUUUUAAGAUUUCUUCGAGAACUUGAACCCCCGAUUACUACUGACGAUGGAAAAAUGGAGGCUUUGUUGAACCCAAAAGUGCCCCUUUAUGUUAACUUCCGGAAGGAUGUAGUUUCUGUCAUUUGCAAUUAUUUAGGUGGAAGGAAGCAGGUUCAAGAUGAGAUCAGAAAGAAGGAUGGGAUCCCUCUUUUACUGCAACAGUGCAUUGUUGAGGAAAGUUAUUAUCCUAACCUGAGAGAAAUUGCCACAUUAACUAUCCGAAACUUGCUGGAAGAUAAUCUAGCCAACCAAUAUGAAGUCGCCCAACUCGAAUUGAAAGAGCCAGUCAUCACACCUCAAAUUGCUCAAAUGGGACUGAAGGUGGAAAUAGACAAGGACACUCGGCGCCCAAAGUUGGUAAAAGAAGAAGAAAAAGCUUUCUGCUAGUUUUGAUCAGAAAUUGCCUUUGGACUCGAGAAGCUACAUGACAUACAUUCUCCUUUAUCUCAUUCCUUCCUUUGCAAGUGGCUCAUUGUUCGUGCACAUCUUGGAGAAAGAAAAAUGGAGUUUAGAAACUUUAUUAUGGCUUAAUAAUCCUGUUUACAGGAAUCUUAUUUUUCUCUUAGUUGUUUUGUUGUCUACUCUAGCUGUAAGAAAAUAACAUGAAAUUUUUUUUAUCGAUAUACUGUCUAUUUGUAGUUAUCAGAUACUUUGCGACACA